AUGACCAAGGCGCCCUUCUCCGUCGAGUGGCUUUCUCAGAGCAGCCAACCGAGCACGCAACGCCGGACCAGGGCAAGAGAGGGCAAAGAGGCCGCUUCGUCCUCCUUUCCCGACGGCAUCCCGGCUCAACAAGGCGAUCCUUCGCCCGACGGCCAGCAGGCGGGAAGAGGAAGCCAGCUGGACGACGGGACGGUUGGACCCGAAGUCGAGGAAGCGCCUUCCAAGCAUCUCCCGUCACUCCAGAAGAACCUGGGCACCUCCUCUUCUUCCUCCGCAGGACGCCCUCUUUUUCUGCCAUCAGCAUUAGCUGCUCCGAAGCAGGCGUGGAGCGCUACAGAGUCUGGCUCCGACGGCGAGGGCAGCGUUUCCGAGCGCCGGAGCCCGGAAAGUGGCAGCGGCGUCCGAAGCACCAGCACCCGUCGCUUACGUACCGCUUUCAGCCUGGAGCAGAUCAGCACCCUGGAGAGCUCCUUCAAGCGGCACAAGUACUUGGGCGCUGCAGAGAGACGCAAGCUGGCCACCAAGAUGCAGCUCUCCGAAGUUCAGAUCAAGACUUGGUUCCAGAACCGGCGGAUGAAGCUGAAACGUCAACUGCAAGAGAUGAGGCCAGAAGCCUUCCAUUCAGCUCCAUUCUAUAACCCACUGCCUUUUGGACCCCAAAAUGGUCCCCUAUCCUAUGUUUACUCCCCACAGCAGCAGCCUUUCAACAGGAGAGAAGCCAGCCUGCCUUCUGGCCUCCCCUUCCCUCCAGUGUCUGCUCCCACCCUGGAUCCAAGAAGCACCUCUGAAGGGCAGUCAGCUGCUCUUUGGCCAAUGCCCAUGCCCUAUUUUUUGGGAUACCAUGACCCUAGAACUCUCUUCAUGGCCCUCCGGUGA
Pogona vitticeps (central bearded dragon) is the source of this 876-nucleotide messenger RNA. The record is from RefSeq and is a predicted model, not a curated record. NCBI's taxonomy places the organism in Eukaryota, Metazoa, Chordata, Lepidosauria, Squamata, Agamidae.